Messenger RNA from Hevea brasiliensis (rubber tree), 2670 nucleotides. Its product is annotated as putative receptor-like protein 8. Bases 40 to 2562 code for a protein of 840 amino acids. The record is from RefSeq and is a predicted model, not a curated record. NCBI's taxonomy places the organism in Eukaryota, Viridiplantae, Streptophyta, Magnoliopsida, Malpighiales, Euphorbiaceae. Gene Ontology annotation, molecular function: protein binding. The transcript has 5 exons.
GCAGAAGAGAUAGACGAUUCCACAUAAAAAAUAUUAGAAAUGGAGAUUAUGAAAGGGUGUUGGAUAUUGGUGAUGAUUUUAUUAUUACAGGGGAGUUGGUGCUCUGAUGGUUGUUUGGAGCAUGAGAGAAUUGCUCUUUUGCAACUCAAGUUUGAGUUCAUUUCUUCUUCUUCUUCUUAUUAUUCUUCUUCUUAUUAUUAUUCUCAUGAUUAUGAUAUGCCUCUUUGGGGUGUAAAUACUGACUGCUGUAAUUGGGGAGGGGUAAAGUGCAACACCACCACAGGGCAUGUUGUGGAACUCUCUCUUGAGGGUAUAAGAAGAGGAGGAGAUUGGUAUCUAAAUGCUUCUUUGUUUCUACCCUUUCAACAACUGAAGAAUCUUUCCUUACAGGGAAAUAAUAUAGCUGGUUGCAUUAAAAAUGAAGGUUUUGAAAGGUUAUCAGUACUUGACAAUUUGGAGCUUCUUGAUUUAAGUUUCAACCAUUUCAAUAACAACAUCUUAUCAUCUCUAAGUGGUCUUUCAUCUUUAAAAUUUUUAUAUCUAAAUUAUAAUAGAUUGAAAGGAAUAAUUAAUAUUGAAGAAUUAAAUUAUCUAGCAAGUUUGAAGAGUUUGGAUUUUUCAGAUAAUGCAAUUGAAGGCUUUAAAUCUCCACAUGGCUUGCCUCAUCUAAAGGAUUUGGAAUAUCUAGAAUUGGAUGGGUCUAUCAUCAACAACAACAUUCUACAAUCAAUUGGAGUAAUGUCUUCUCUUAAGAAAUUAUCAUUGAGUAGUUGUGAACUUAAUGACACGAAGUUUUUAAACCAAGGUGUGUGUAAACUAAAACAACUCCAAGAGUUAGACAUUUCCGAUAAUGAAAUCAGUGGUAGCUUGCCUUCAUGUCUUGCCAACUUGACAUCUCUUCAAUUUUUGUAUCUCUCUUCCAAUAAUUUCGUCGGAAACAUCUCUUUAUCUCCACUUAGAGAUUUAACAAACCUCGAGCUUCUAGAGCUCUCAGACAAUCUUUUCCAAAUCCCAAUCUCAUUGAGUCCAUUUUUCAACCAUUCAAAACUCAAAUUCUUUGAAAAUGUGGGUACAAAUAAAAUAUAUGCAGAAACAAAUGAUCAAAAUUUGACCCCAAAGUUUCAAUUAGAUCAUCUCUCUUUCUCUGGUUAUGCAUGCGGUGGAGUAUUCCCCAAAUUCCUCUAUCAUCAACACAAUUUACAAUAUGUUGAUCUCUCAAGCUUGAAAAUGGGAGGAGGGUUUCCAUAUUGGUUGUUAGAAAACAACACAAAACUAGAAGGCCUUUUUUUAGAAAACAAUUCCCUUUCAGGACUUCUUCAAUUACCACAUCAUUCUCAUAUGAAUUUGUCAGAGUUAUAUAUCUCAGAUAAUUUCUUCCAUGGCAAUAUUCCACUGCAGAUAGGAACAUAUUUGCCAAGAUUGAGAUAUAUGGACUUGUCUUCAAAUGAUUUCAAUGGUAGCAUUCCCUCUUCAUUUGGAAAUAUGAGCUUCUUGCGAAGCUUAGACUUAUCUAAUAACAAUUUGUCGGGUACUAUACCUAAGCACUUAACCAUGGAUUGUGUCUCAUUAAGGGAAGUUUAUUUGUCUAAAAACCAGCUACAAGGAUCAUUGGAAGAUGCAUUUUGUGAUUGCCCUGAAUUGGCUGUGCUAGAUCUUAGCCAUAAUAAUAUGAUUGGAAGCAUUCCAUCCGGGAUUGGAAGAUUUUCUCAAUUGAGCUAUAUGAUCUUGGGUCAUAAUAACAUUGAAGGGGAAAUUCCAAUACAAUUAUGCGAUUUGACUCAAUUAAGUUUGAUUGAUCUUUCGCAUAAUAAUAUCUCUGGUCAUAUUCUCCCUUGUCUAAGAUCUACAAGUAAUUCAUAUAUGCCAGUAGAAGAUACUAUGGAUGAAGCUUUAGAGUUUACAACAAAGAGUAGAUCCUAUUCUUACAAAAGUGGUAUGCUAUCUUAUAUAUCUGGAAUUGAUCUCUCAUGCAACAAUUUGACAGGCCAAAUUCCUAUCCAAAUUGGAAACCUCAAUGAGAUCCAUGUACUAAAUUUGUCCCAUAACAAUUUGAUAGGAAAAAUCCCAGCAUCAUUUUCCAACUUAAGCCAAGUUGAGAGCUUGGAUCUUUCAUACAACAACUUGCAAGGCCACAUCCCUUCCCAGCUUACUGAGUUAAAUUUUUUGGAAGUUUUCAAUGUGUCAUACAAUAAUUUAUCUGGUAGAACACCUGAAAGGGUUGCUCAAUUUGCAACAUUUGAUGAAAGUAGCUAUCGAGGUAACCCUCUUCUUCAUGGAUGGCCAAUGCAAAAGAAUUGUAUUGUAAUGGUAUCCCCUCCAUCAACUUCAAGAAGUUCAAUUGACGAUGAAGAAAGUAAUUUUUUCAUGGAUAUGGGUGUUUUCUAUGUGAGUUUUGGGGUGGCUUACAUUAUGGUCUUAUUGGCAAUUGCCAUAGUUCUAUUCAUAAAUCCAUAUUGGCGACAUGUUUGGUUUUACUUCAUUCAGAUUAGUAUAGACAAUUGCUAUUAUUUUAUAGUAGACAAUUUUGCUUUUUUGUCCAAGCUUAAAUUAUUUUGUAGAUAAAUGUAUUAUGUAUUUAUUAUGCAUUUAUGUAUCUUUUUAUUAACCUCGACUUUGAGAUCAAAACUCAAACAGUCAUAUUAAUUAAUGGAUAUUUUAUAGGUUCAUGUA